CAAAGCUGCGAAUCACGCAGAUAACACAUAUCAAAUUAUAUACUAACCUCUCAAGAAUGUCCACCAUCACGGCUUCUUACAAUGUGACUCCGAAUGAGCCAACUCCAAACGUUUCUUUGUGGCUUUCCGAGAGUGACCAAGUUGCACGUUGGAGUCACACCUCCACCAUCUACAUUUACAAAGAAAACCAAACCCAAAACGCCCUUGAGAGAAUGAGGGAUUCUCUAAGCAAAAUUCUUGUGCACUACCACCCUUUGGCCGGUCGAUUGACUUGGUUAGAGGGUGGUAAAGUAGAACUGAAUUGCAAUGGAAAGGGAGUGACAUUGAUUGAAGCCGAAUCACAAAAAACAAUGGAUGAUUAUGGCGAUUUUGCGCCGAGCGAAAAGCUGAAGAAUGAACUCAUUCCUCCGGUUGAUUACUCUCAACCCAUUGAGGAGCUUCCCUUGUUGCUUGUUCAAUUAACAAGGUUCAAAAAAGGAAGCAGCAACAAUAAUAAUAAUAACCAAUUAGGCCUUGCAAUUGGAGUGGCUUUUUGCCAUGUUUUGUGUGAUGGGUUAGCAGCCAUAAGGUUCAUUAAUGCAUGGGCAAAGCUUACUAGAGGGGAAGUGUUGGACUCAAUUGAAAUGUUUCCGUUUCUUGAUAGAACAAUCAUGAAUUCCACAUACCCACCAAGGGCUCCACGUUUUGAUCACCCUGAGUUGAAGCCUCUGCCUCUCAAACUAGGCACCACUGACACCAUAGAAGAACAGAAAAAGGAGAAAACUGCUGUGAUUUUGAGACUCACUUCACAGCAAGUGGAGAAAUUGAAGAAGAAAACCAAUGAUGAACGACCUCAAAAAGAAGGUAUUACAAAAACGUUACGACCAUAUAGUAGAUACGAAGUUAUUGCAUCACACAUAUGGAGAUGUGCAUCAAAGGCACGUGAGCUAGAAGAUCUUCAACCAACCGUGGUAAGGGUAAGUGCGGACAUUCGCAAUAGGCUAAACCCUCCCCUCCCAAGAAACUACUUUGGCAACGCAUUGGCCGUGGCAUUGACACCAAAAUGUCACACUAAGGAACUCAUAACAAACCCAUUAAGCCACGGUGCCCAAAAGAUUAGGGAAGCAAUUGAGUUGCUAAAUGAUGAGUACAUAAGGUCACAAUUGGACUUCAUUAGGUGCCAUGAGCAAUUGGAUAGGAUAAGGGCCUCGUAUUUGGACCAAGGGGAGCCAAAAAAUGCACCCUUUUAUGGAAACCCUAAUCUCACUAUUGUGAGUUGGAUGAGCAUGCCCGUUUAUGAGGCUGAUUUUGGGUGGGGGAAGCCGGGGUAUUUUGGUCCUGGUGCUGUGUACCCUGAUGGAAAGGCUUACAUUAUUCGAAGCUCGGAUGAGGAUGGCUCACUCGUUGUGUCGGCUCACUUGCAAACAGCACACAAGGAGCUUUUCAAAAAGUUCUUCUAUGAGGACAUAUGAGGAUUUUGUGAACGACUUUUUUUUUUUUUAUAUAUCUUAUGCUUGAUGCAUGCUAAUUUUCAUUUGUACAACUUGGUUUCGUCGUGUUUUGUGUUACUUUUUCUUUUGUCAUUGUUAAUUUAAUGAAAAUUUUGCCUUGUUUGGUAUAAUGUUGAUGAAA
Molecule: messenger RNA, 1611 nt
Organism: Glycine soja
Lineage: Eukaryota; Viridiplantae; Streptophyta; Magnoliopsida; Fabales; Fabaceae
Product: spermidine hydroxycinnamoyl transferase-like
Exons: 2
Coding region: 57-1451 (464 amino acids)
Molecular function (GO): acyltransferase activity, transferring groups other than amino-acyl groups
Source: RefSeq, a predicted model, not a curated record